Molecule: messenger RNA, 681 nt
Organism: Dichotomopilus funicola
Lineage: Eukaryota; Fungi; Ascomycota; Sordariomycetes; Sordariales; Chaetomiaceae
Product: Hemopexin-like domain-containing protein
Exons: 1
Coding region: 1-681 (226 amino acids)
Source: RefSeq, a predicted model, not a curated record
AUGACGACCGCACUUCCCGUCGAAGGCCAAACCAACGAGGUCUACUUCUGGCACGGCAACAACUACGCCAAGAUCCGCUUCACGCCGAGCACCAACGACGAUGAGAUCGUCUUCGGCCCAGCCAAGGUGACCAGCCACUGGAAGACCUUCGCCCAAGCCGGCUUCACCACCGUCGACGCCGCGGUGCCAGUGCCCGGCUUCCCGCGCCAGGUGUACUUCUUCAGCGGCACCCGCUAUGUGCGUGUGGAGUACAAGGCCGGCACCUCCGAGGAGAAGAUCGUGUACGGGCCGUACCCGAUCACCGAGCAGUGGCCGUCGCUGGUCAAGGCCGGCUUCGACACCGUUGACGCCAUCCUUCCCGUGCCCGGUGAGCCGAACCAGGCGUACUUCUUCAGCGGCAACCAGUAUGCCAAGAUCAAGUUCGAGGCUGGUACCAAGAACGACGAGGUGCUCUACGGCCCGACCAAGAUCACCAGCGAGUGGAAGACGCUGAACGAGGCCGGCUUUGACAAGAUUGACGCGGCGUUCCCGGUGCCGGGCAAAGAGGGCCAGGCGUACUUCUUUAGCGGCAGCCAGUAUGUCAAGAUUGAGUUUGUGCCGAGCUCGGGUACCGAGAAGAUUCUGUUUGGACCCAAGCGCACCUACGAGUACUGGAAGACUCUGGCUUCUUGGGGCUGGUAA